Molecule: messenger RNA, 4267 nt
Organism: Cydia strobilella
Lineage: Eukaryota; Metazoa; Arthropoda; Insecta; Lepidoptera; Tortricidae
Gene: ae48
Product: juvenile hormone esterase-like
Exons: 5
Coding region: 160-2373 (737 amino acids)
Molecular function (GO): serine hydrolase activity
Source: RefSeq, a predicted model, not a curated record
GCAAGAACUCUAGAAGACAUAUUUAUUUUGAAACGAACCGCUUUACGUUACCUAUUCGCGAGGGAAUCUAGACUCUUAGCUUUAGGUAAAAAGCCGGUGAAUAAGAAAAUCGCUAACUAUAUAAAAAGUCAUCAAGAGAAUGACGUGUGGAAUAGUUUUAUGGACUCAUUGAACGAGGAUUUGACUCGUAACAUAAACGUUUUCGCAUGGAAAGUGGUGGAGGAGCAUAAAAGUGUUGCCAGGAGAUUUCGAUUGGAUUCUACUUCGAGGGAUAUUCUUGUGCAUUACGACAUGGGUUUCUGGGGCGGUAGAAUGACAGAGGCACCGGUAGUAUGUGUGGAGCAUGGGGAGCUACAAGGAAGAGUGGUCGAGAGCCCCAGCGGGAAGGCUUACUACAGCUUCCAGGGCAUCCCUUACGCCAAACCACCGCUAGGAACUCUGCGGUUCCAGGCACCUCAACCCCUGGAGCCAUGGGAUGGCGUCCGUGACGCGACAUCAGAAGGCAACAUCAGCGCGCAAAUAAAAUUCGACAUGUUCGAGGGUGACGAGAACUGUCUCUACCUCAACGUCUACACCCCCAACAUUGACGGAGAAUUCCUCCCAGUCAUGGUCUACAUCCACGGAGGAGGUCUGCAGUUCGGCUCAGGUAGUGCCAGCGUAAGGGGAGCUGAUUACCUUGUCGAAAAAGAUGUUGUAGUCGUAACUAUUAACUACAGAUGCGGAGCGCUUGGUUUCCUAAGCUUAAACACCCCUGAGGUCCCUGGGAACGCUGGCUUGAAAGACAUGAUUGCAGCGUUACGUUGGGUUAAAGAGAAUAUCAAGAAUUUCGGCGGUAAUUCUGGAAAUAUAACGCUUUUCGGUACAAGCGCUGGCGGUGCUUCAGUAUCUGUACUCACAGCUAGUCCUUUGAGCAAAGAUUUGAUCAGCAAAGCUAUAAUUCAGUCUGGGUGUGGGCUCUCAAGCUGGGCAUGGCAGAAGCAGCCUUUGGAGAACGCUAAAAAGCUGGCCCAUUUACUAGGCGGCGAAUCCGAUGAAGCUGAUGAUAUCCUCGAAUUCUUAAGAGCGACACCUGCAAAAGAAAUCGUGAAAGCUACUAGAAAACUGUUUCCUUCUCAAAUGAUAUUCGAAGCAGGAGUAUUAGGUUUCACUUUUGUUGUAGAGAAAGAGUUUCCUGGCGUAGAAGCCGCCAUUACAGAAUCUUUCACAGAUCUAUUAACUUCUGGUCGCGUUGCUGAAGUCCCUGUCAUGAUCGGUUCAUCAACAUUGGAAUUCUUGCAUAAAGUCGACACUGAUGACUUGCAAGUCUUUAUUCCUCAGGAAUUAAACGUGCAGAGAAAUUCUGAAGAAUCUUUGGAGAUCGCCAACAAAUUUAAAAGCUUAUAUUUCAAAGGGAAUCAUACGGCUAUCGAAAAUCUGAAUGGGUAUUUCGAACUGAUUUCCGAUAAACUUAUAACCGUCGAUACGCAUAGAUAUGUACAGUAUUUGGUACAUGCAACAACUAAACCAGUUUACUACUACAAGUUUGAUUAUGUAGGCGAAUUGAAUAUGUCGAAGAAGUUAAUGGAUUCUCUGAAUGUGCAUCACGCUGGACAUUCGGAUGAAGUGGGGUAUCUCUUCAAGAUGGAUUCGCAGGGUGGAUUGGAACCCACAGCCCAGGAUAUUAAGAUGAGGGAGAGGAUGCUGCGACUUUGGACCAACUUCGCUAAGUCUGGCAACCCAACCCCAGACGAGAACCACUACAUCACCGUAACCUGGCAACCGGUCACCAAGGACAACCUCUACUACCUGAACCUGAGCAACGAACUCUCCCUCAACACUAGUCCGGAUAAAGACAAAAUGGCCCUUUGGGAAAACUUGUACAGCAGGCAUUUCAAAAUCUGGGAGCACCCUCGAGUCAAUAAUGAAGAGACGCCUGUUAAAACUCAAAAAGUGGAGCCCGUCAUUGAAGCAGCGACAAUCGAGCCGGAACCAGCCAUAAUCAAUCCUGAACCUGUCGUAACCAUCUCAGAACCUGAAACCAGCCCAGAACCAGUACCCAGUCCCAUUGAAGUACCAGUGACCAGUCCCAUUGAAGUACCAGUAACCAGUCCCGUUGAAGUACCAGUAACCAGUCCCGUAGAAGAACCAGCUGAACCGGUACCCGUAGCUCAGCCACUAGUAGAAACUGCUGAACACAAUGGCGCUGUGAACGGCACAAAUGGUGACGUAGAAAGAAAAAUAAGGCCAUCUAACGAGAUCAAAAUGGUCCAGAAUGGGAACGGGGUACCUAAAGAUGUGAUCCGAGCCAACGAUCCGCCUGAAGACGAUUUGCCGAAGAAUAUCGGGGUGAAUAAGUUUGUGAAUUUCUUCGAAUCGCUCGGCGGCAAGAAGUAAUGCCAUUGUAUUUUUGUAUUAUUCGAUUCGAGCUAUAUUUUAGUUGUAGACAAAAUGAUAAUAUUUUUCAUAAAGGGUACGCUGACAGAUGUCAUCUCAGUACAAUUGUGCCAUUCUCAAUCAAAAGGGUACUUAUUGUCGGUUGUCAAUAAGGCGCUAUUUCCAUAUAGCUUGAAUUUGAAACCAACCUUAUCGACAACCGACAAUGUGGUACCUUUUGGUUGAAAACGUCACAAUUUUAGCGAGACUUGGCGUUUUAAGGUUGUAAAUUAUAUAGAAAUGUCACCUGUCACCAUACCCUUCGUGUUUGAAAAAUACUAUGAGCGUAAAGUGCAUAUUGUAGCCGCUUUUUUGGCAACUGAAGUACCUAGAUGGCGCUGUUGCGUUUUGUGGGGACGGGAUUGUCAAAUUUUAGUGCUUGACUAGUCUAGGUUUUUUAACACCACGUCGGUGGAAAACAAGCUUACGCCCCGCUUGACGCUAAGCUGUCACCGUUGCCUAUGGACGCUUACAACUUCAGGGGUGUAACAUUUGAGUUAUCGACCCUUUAAAAAACUUAACACUUCUUUUUUGAAAAACCACCUCCCUCGACAGAAUAUUUGCCGCAUAAAUAACGAAGAACAUACAGCGCCAUCUACUUUAGCUGUCAAAUUUUGCCUACAAUAUUUUCAUUAUAGUAUGAAUCUUCUCAAAUGAUUUUUACGUCUAAGACUGUUAAACAAAAGCCAUUGUUUCUUUUGUUCGAGCGGUCGGCCAUUGCGUGCCAUUGUGUCUGACAAUGGCUCGCGCCGUAGCACGCGCUCAGACACAAUGGCCGACCGCUCGCAUAAAAGGAACAAUGGCUUUUGUUUAACAGAUUAGAUUAGGGUCUUAGACGUAAAAAUCAUUUGAGAAGACUCAUACUAUACAAGUCUUAGUAUCGCUUUGUCUAUGAUUUUUGUUAUAGGUUGUGUAUUUAUUGGCUUGGAUAAUUUGAUAUUUGUAUAAGAAUGUUUGAGGCGAUCGGUAAAACUCUGAUCGGAUAUAAUUCAGAUAAUUUUAAUUAUAAACAUUCCAGUGAUUUGUUAUUCUAUAAAAAUCAUACAAAUCGUACAGUCAGCGGCAAAAGUAUUAAACAAUCGUCGUUUAUUGUACGUGUGUAAGUGUCAUUAUGUAGUUUUCCCGUGUCUUAUUCGCCUGCGGCUCAUAAAAGGGACUCGUGCGUAAUGAUAGUCAGUGGCGGCCUGAUAGUCAGUGGGCCCCUUUAGAAGUCCAAUCUUCGAAUAUUCUGAAACAUUUUCGUUAGAAAACUAGUCUAUUAGUUAUGUGGUUGUCAUUAGCCAUUAUUUAUUGUUAAGAACAACAUGCCAUUUAAAUUUGAAUUAUUAUUAUAAUAUUUUUGACCAUUCAAAGUAUUUACAUUUGUUACUUAGAAUGGUGUUUAAGUAAAAUAACUUUUCAUCAGUCUUCUUAUACAGGAUAAAAAAUAAAAAUAAAAAAUAAAUUUCCGUUACCAGGGAGGUUUUGGGAUUAUACUGAGCAUCUUUUACUAUGGGACCAACCACGAAAUCGCGAAAAUAAAAUGUAUCCUUCCAUAGAAAAUGGACCAGCCAAAAUGUAUGAAACAGCUAAAAGUUUUUCGCGAUUUCGUGGUUGGUCCCAUAGUAAAAGAUGCUCAGUAUAAUCCCAAAACCUCCCUGGCAACGGGAAUGCACUUAAUUUUUAGCCACCGUGUAUAUAAAUAAUAAUUGAAGGCAUAUUCUUCAUAAUCAACAUUCCAAAUUAUAAUAUUAUUAUUAUGUAUGUUGUACAUGUGCUAAUGAUUAGUAUUGACUUUAUAAAUAGUUAUACAUUAGUUUGCGAAAGAAUGUGUAUUUUUAUAUAUAUCUACCAUUAAUUAGUAAAUAAAUUAUGA